Messenger RNA from Schistosoma turkestanicum, 4440 nucleotides. Lineage: Eukaryota; Metazoa; Platyhelminthes; Trematoda; Strigeidida; Schistosomatidae. The record is from the annotation of a GenBank genome assembly.
AUGGUUACGAAUAAUUCAUUUAUCAACAAUCCACUUCUUUCCAACGAUGCAAAAAGAGAUCAUUUUAAGGUUUUUAUAAAGGUCAUUGAUCAUGUAAUUUUGAUUAGAACAUUAGAAUAUUUUGUAUCAGAAUAUGAAUAUGACACUAAAUUAAAAAGCUUUUGCCGCUCUGUUUUUGAUCAGCAACAUGAAUUUCUUUUGAAUAUGGCAAGCUGUACGGAUGAUACUAACUUAAUAAUGAUCGACUUAGUCAACGUUUUGAAAUUAAUUCAUAACUUCAAACCGAAUAGCUAUUCUAAUAUAAUGUCAUCUCAAUUAAUUUGGAUGUACUGUUUUACAUCAAAAUGUUUGCCAUGCAAUUCAAUACAUCUUAUUGACCUGAAACUUCAUAUUUCAGUUAUUGCUAGCAAACUGCUUUGCUAUUGUGGUCACGGUGAAGCAUCGGAAGCCCUUGCAAGGAAAUCACUGGUUGAUUUUGCUGAACUGCUUCAAUUACGAAAUCAGGAGAAAAGCUUAGUAUCAAACGCAUCUACUACUAUAUUUCAUGUAGCCGCUAUUGAACUUUCUUCCAUUGUGUUUAAACGAUCAGUCUUUGAAUCACGUAAACGUCCUCAAGGUUAUAAUCGCCCAAAAGUAAAGGUUGAAUUUGCUACACUAUUACAGCAUUCAUGGCCUCGAACAAUUACUGAACGCUACCUAAAUCAGUUACUUCCAAAUCCAUCUGCUCAAAUAUUAGCUAUUUUAGAAGCAUUAAGUUUAAAACCUGGAGAAAGAAGAAGUUUGAUUGCACCAAAACCACCGGUAGAUUCAUCUGACUGGGAAAUGUCUGACGUUUAUACGGAACUUUUUAUUGCAGCACUUGAAUUAAUUUAUCCUAAUUCUUCAAAAAAAUUGAUUCCUAAUUUUUUAUCUGGAACACAUGUCGUGCGUAAAAUACCAGUAGAUAGAGAAAAAUCUUAUGGCACUUUGACAAAUCAUACAAUAGCAUUGAAUCAGACAAAAUGUUUGAGAUGGAGUCAACUAGAUUUAAUAUAUUAUCAAUAUAAUUAUCAUGACUUUGCUGAAGAACUUGAAGAAACAAAAGAAUCAUUAUCAAAAUCAAAAACAAAAUCUUCACCAAUUGUAACUACAAAUGUUAGUUGUACAAUAGACAGUUUGAUGAAAUUGAUACAAAUUUAUUUUGCAUGUGCUCAAUUCGAUAUUUUCGAUUUGAUUUCAAGAGAUACUUUGUAUAUUUUUGAGGAAAAACGAUCAGAUUUAGUCAGAGAACAAUCACCUAAAGAAUUUAUACAAUAUAUUCAAGCACAAAUUGACACAUUGGAAUUACUUCGUGCUUUACGUUCUACACAAUUAUCAAGAAAAGUACUGAAUAAAAAUGACACAAGCGAAGGUGAAUUACAAGAAAUUCAAGCAUUUAAAUUAAGUAAAAGUCCAAUCAGACAACAGGAUGCAUCGAAUUCGGUAAUCGAAUUACUGGACAGUGAUAAAGAAGUAAAUCCAACUGGGUCAUUACAAAAUCAAACAUUAAUUUUAAGUUUUUUACCAAAAGGUGUUCUGAAAUUAGUACAAAAAUUAGAUAAUUUCUUUCGAAAAAAGAAUGAACUUCAGAUUUCAAUGUAUGAUGAUGCAAUUUUUAUAGAUACAAUUGUAGUAUUAUGGGAUUAUUGUUAUACAUUAUGUCAGAAAUGGUUUAUUCAGAACAAAUUGAAAAUGGAGUAUUUUGCCACAAUCAAAAUGAAGCUUAUUGGAAUUCUUUAUUUAUUUAAUCUCAUAAAAACCAUAUUGGAAUUGUUCAAUAUUGAUGCAGCCGAUGGUUUAAUGUCAUGUCAUCUCAUAUUUUAUAUUCUAUGGAUUAUGGAAUUAUUUGAACAGAAAUUAUUCCCUGGUCAUAAUUUCAAAGAACAGACAAAUAGAAAUUCCUUAUUAGAUUCAAUGCAUGCGAAAUUAUUAUUAUUGAAUGCAUUAACUUUACAAAUGAAACCAGAUGAUGUUUUUUGGGAGCCUAAUGAAAACGACAAGUCAGUCAUAUGUUUGAUUGAUGUUUGGACUACUAUAUGGAAUAAAUUAAUCGAUAUUAUUUACUGGUCACAUAAUACGAUUGGUAAAAGAAUGAUAUUUCUUCAAAUAAAUCAUAUUUAUAACAGUCAUUUAUUUGUUGGUGCAAUGAAAAAGUGUGAUCGUAUUCAGGAGACUAGUUUUAUACCUAUGAAAAAUUGUUUAUCUGAUUUCUUUAUUUACUAUGCUGUUGUGGGUCAUAUUAAUUGGUGUGCACAAAUUUUAACUAAAUACUUGCCUCAGAAUCUGGAAAUUAAUAGUCUUUCUGAGCUCCAAGUUGAAUUAUUAUGGUUCGAGCAUACAAUCCGAUGGAAGCUCCGAAAUUUAGAAUAUCUAACAUGGUAUGAUUUGAAUGAAGUGUCCAAAGAAAAGGUCGAUCAGAAGAUUAAACAAAUGGAUGAAAAUUCACUUAAACAAUGUGGUCGAAAUAAAAUUGCUAAAGUUUUUUACUAUUGUUUAAAAGCAGAAAGUGAAGUGAACAAUGAAACAGCUAAAAAAUAUUACCAGACUGCUGAGAAAUUAUUAUUCAAUAAUUGGUCAAAUGAACCUCAUUCUAAGGAGAGUAAUAAAGUUAUCAACUGCAGACAAUCAACUAGUUUGAAUGAACCACAUGAAAAAAUACCGGAAACCGAACAUUUGCAGUCUGAUCGACCACCACCACCCAUAGUGAUCGCUAGAUGUGGAAAUUCAAUGGUAUUUCAAACACAAAAGUGGACUCCAUCAUCUAGAGAACAGGUUCACUUCUAUGCGCUGUACGGUAAACAAACAUUUGUAUCCAAUCAAAAAGUUCACAUCACGGAUAAUAAAUUAACCAAUACUGGAGUUUUGGUCAUCUGUCAUAAUGGCUGUAGUGUUUUAAAAGUGACCAAUCUAACACCGAAUGAAGAAUAUGUCUUUGCUGUAGCAGCUUACAAUAAAGAAGGUCGACCGAUAGGAACACAUAAACAUGGUUUAGGUUACAGUACUAAACCAAUUUUAGCUUAUUCGUUGCUGUGCAAUUAUACGGGAUUGUGUCAUCUCCUACAGUCGGCGUUUCGACGUAAUUUAUUUCAAUGUCUCUCAGCUCAGACAAUUAAUAUGAUAUGGGAAUACUUAACGGAGAAAAGCCGCAUAACAGAUGAUGAAAAGCCAUCUCAUUUAACUGGUUUAAAAUUGAGAGAAUCAAAUAGUUUUCAAUGUACAAACAUAUUAUUGAAACAUCUAACAACAUGUGUGCUAUGGCACUGUUCAUUUUAUCAAAAGUUUGAAAAUCUACAUUUGAAAAAUUUUGGUAAUUACACUUAUUUGUUAGACAAACAAAUUCAAAAAAUCCAUUUAUCUGAAAAGUUGGUAAUUGGUUUGGAAUUAAGCGCUAAGCUAAAUGAUGUAAAAAUAAUGCUAGAUUUUGCUAAUCUAAUCUAUGAAACAUUGAGUUUUAACAUGGAAAUGAGUUCUGUAACGUACGACUAUGCUAAGAUUCUACUACAAUCAUUAACUAUAAUUCUUGGUGUUAGGAAAUGUUUGCCGAAAUUUCUAUUAUUAGAUGAAAUAUUAAAUAGGAAAAUUACUCAAAUAAUGAUUAAAUUUACAUUUGGAUUAAUCAAAGUUUUUGAAGUAUUGAACGAGCUUAAAGGUGUUGUUGUAAUAUUGAAAACGGUGAAAGUCACGUUAAACCAAUUAAUAAAAGGUACACAUUUGAAGAAUUUAAAUUAUAUAAAACCAAACUUUAAUCAGUCAGUAAAAAAACGAGUUUCUCAGGGGAAACUCAAUUCAAGUUAUUUAAUAGGACGAAAAAAAUCAAUACAGAACACCGAUCAAGUGGAUAAAUUAAACUCUGCCAUCAAAGUAAUCGAUGCUUACCAUCAUUUGGUUACAGCUAAAUUAAAUCCUCCAAAAGGAGAAUUAUUCGGUUACGAAGACCAAUAUCAAGCGAUUGCAUAUAUGGCAACCAAGCCAAUAAAAACAGCAAUUAAAGAUGUAAUGAAAUUUAAUCGGCGACCAAUAUUUUUACAACUGGUCAAUGUAAUUUUAGAACGACUUCAUGUCAGUCAAGUCAGUUUAAUGAAACCAUGUUUAAAUGAUGUAUGCACAUGGUUAAAUCAUCGUGAUCAAGUGCUUAUUAAAUCAUGUCAAUCUUGUGAAACAACAGAUAUGAUAAAAUUAAAUGAUAGUUUGAAUGCAACAAGUUUAGAUAAGAUAAAAUCAUCAGAAAUGAAUCACUUACUCAGUUUACUGACAGAUUAUUACUCACAGAAAAUCAGACGUAUGAGACUGAGAAAUGUAUGCCAAGAUGAAUGGAUACAACGUUCACAGUUCAAUCUAUUGCAGGCACAAAUUGAACAAAAUGAAUUGUUGGAGAAAUGGCAAACGAUUAUUGCUCAAAUGGAAACACUGGCAAAAAUGUAA